CAUGGAAACAAUCCAAGCACUGUGCUGCGUUGGAAAAUUAUAGGAGCGGAGCGCGCUAUACCUCUCAGAAUACGCGGACUCUCAUGUUACUUUGAUGCACGUGGUGUGAAAGGCGCUCAUGGAAAGCGCAAGGACGUAUUAACCCUAAAAAAGAGAAGAGCAUUGCCUCACGUAGUGCCCCACUGCGGUCGUCAAGGCGACGAGAUGACAACAGAGAAAGUCUAUUGAAAGCAGCGAAACAAAUCAAGCAAGAGACACGACGAGUUUUGGGCAAGGCGGCCAUUUUGGUGACGCUCUCGAAGGGAAAACAAGUCAAGCCCCAAUAGACAUAACCACACACUUUGAAGUGAUGGAGACACUGGUGGAGUCCAGUAAUGAGGAGCAAGCAGAAAAUGAAGAUGAGCAGGCGGGAGAAGCUGAUGAUGUCUUGGCUGUGUGUGAUUUCCUGUCUAGUCCACCCCUUCCUGAGUCAUAUAGAUGUAAUUCCGUGGAGGAAGUCCGCCUGCUGGCCAUUGCUGACAACUUCCAGCGUCAGUAUAGCCUUUUGUGUCCCGAACGGAAAUCUCUGCUGCUCUGCCCCAUCAACGAAUGUGGUGUCCAGAAGUUUGUGUCGACUACUCUGCGCCCCACCAUGACAAGCCAUCCCGAGCUGCUCAAUUGGGAAGGAUGUGCUUCGUUUGUGGCUGACUUCCUGUCUCUGAAUCCCUUGGAGCCACCUGGAGAGCUUCCCAGAUUCUUGUUCUCUUCCACUUCAGUGUUGCGAAGUCAGACAGCAACAUGUUUCGAGUAUGCCUCCGUACUGUGCAGUCUACUCCUGGGUGCCAACUAUGACGCUUACUGUGUUAGUGGCUACGCUUGCAAAGAGAUGUGUCUGCUCGACCAAAGACUGCAAGACUGCCCUUUGUUGGACACCCAGGAAAAGGCCGCAGCUUCUGACUUGCCGGUUGAUAGUGAGCCUGCAGUGAGAUUUCAACGUGAGCCAAAGAGUCGUUUCUUGAUACAACAGGCCAAGAAGAAACAGGAAGAGGCAGACGCCAAAGCCAAGCAACAAGAGCAGGAGGUUCUGCAGCCACCUGAUGACCCCCUGCAGGGUUUGCGGGUUCACUGUUGGGUCCUUGUGUUGGCUGGGUGCCGCAGCGUCGAGGACAAUUUCUUUGUUGACCCAAUGACCGGAAGAAGCUACAGCACCACGUAUGAGCAUUUUCUGGGUGUAGAGAGUGUGUGGAACAACCUCAACUACUACGUCAACAUGCAGGACUGCAAGGACGGCUGUGCUGAGCUGGUGUAUGACCUGCAUGACAUCAAAUUGUGGGAGCCCAUCUUGUUUGGUGUCACCAGUAAAAGACAACUGAGCAUCAACCUCCUCAAGAGGAAAGAGAUGAAAAUGAUGGGCAUGACUUGGGAGGACGAAGAAGAAGAGGAGGACCGUGUCUUUGAGAUGCCAAGAUCCUGGGUCUCUUCAAUCACCAUUUCCCAACAAGACUUGGAGACUCGUUGGCCAGGAGGCAAAAAGUUGACUCGCUACAAAAAAGCAGAACUGGAGAGGUUUGCACCCUACCUGCGAAUGGAUGGUCUAGUGACGCGACUGAACAUCUACAAGGACAUGGACUGUACAGAGGGUGGUGACAGUGAAGGAGUGGUACAAGGACAGAAACGACCACCUGAAGGAGCGAGUGUUAGAUAAAUUGACAGGCAUCACCACUGAGCGCUUCACCCCGGGGCGACACUUUCACCUUUUGUUUCACAAAUUCACGUCAGCUCAAACAGAUGGCAAUGAGCAUGACAUGGAAUUUAGUGGUGCUCGUGUGGAUGGCCUAGUACGGCGUGUGGACACACCAGGGGAAAUGACAGAGAGCUUCG
Molecule: messenger RNA, 1860 nt
Organism: Syngnathus acus (greater pipefish)
Lineage: Eukaryota; Metazoa; Chordata; Actinopteri; Syngnathiformes; Syngnathidae
Product: dynein regulatory complex subunit 7-like
Exons: 12
Coding region: 350-1684 (444 amino acids)
Biological process (GO): flagellated sperm motility
Cellular component (GO): motile cilium
Source: RefSeq, a predicted model, not a curated record